AUGGAGAGGAACACGAGUCCUGUGCCCUCCACCAUCUUCAACGAGCUUCGCCUGGGAGGGGAGCACUGUGAUGUGACCAUGAGUGUGGAUGGUGUUGAGUUUGGUGUCCACAAGAUCAUCCUCUGCAGAUGCAGCAACUAUUUCAGGGCUUUAUUUAGCAAGAGGUGGAACAACACAGAGAAGAAAGUAUAUAAAAUCCAAGACACUUCACCUGAAAUGAUGAGGCUCAUCAUCGAGUACGCCUACACCGGGACGGUGCCGCUCACGGCCGACAACGUCCGGAACCUGCUGGUGGCUGCACACUUCUUCCGUGUCAUGGGCAUCGUCAGGCUCUGCUGCGAGUUCCUGAAGUCCCAGCUAAGCCUGGAGAACUGCAUCAGCACCUGGAGACUCACAGAUACCUACUUCUGUCCCGACCUGCGAGCAGCAGCCCACACGUUCAUCCUCCAGCACUUUGAGGAGGUGACCAAGGUGUCCACAGAGUUCGUAGAGCUCUCUGCCAGCAGCCUAGAGGACAUCAUUGGGAAGGACGAGCUCAACGUGCGACAAGAAGAUGCCGUGGUCAAGGCCAUCCUGCGAUGGAUCGCUCACAACCCGCAGAGCAGGAGGCAGCACGUUGCAGCCUUGCUGGGCAAGGUCCGACUGGCACGGAUGCCAACGGAAUACCUCCUGAACAUCAGGACACACAAUUACGUGCAGGACAACGAGGAAUGCCACAGGCUCAUCUCAAAAGCACUGACAGAAAUAUCCAAGCUCAAUAUGCUUGGUGCAGCCUAUUCUGACUCCAGCAGCCCGCUGCGUCGGCCCCGCCUGCCCCACGACGUCCUCUUCGAUCGCCUCUACGCCAUGGGGGGGUUCGACGGCCACGUGCGCCUCAACACGGCCGAACGGUACGAGCCGGAGACGAACCAGUGGACGAUGAUUCCCUCCAUGCACGAGCGGAGGAGCGACGCCAGCGCGACCACGCUGCAUGAGAAGGUGUAUAUCUGUGGUGGGUUCGACGGCAUCGAGCGCUCCAUGACCGCUGAAGUGUACAGCACCACAACAAACCAAUGGGCCUUCAUUGCCUCCAUGGGCAGCAGGAGGGGCGGAGUGGGCGUCAUCGCCUACGGCGACGAGGUGUACGUG
Messenger RNA from Merops nubicus (carmine bee-eater), 1128 nucleotides. Its product is annotated as kelch-like protein 10. The transcript is spliced from 5 exons. NCBI's taxonomy places the organism in Eukaryota, Metazoa, Chordata, Aves, Coraciiformes, Meropidae. Gene Ontology annotation, molecular function: protein binding. The annotation marks the transcript as partial. The record is from RefSeq and is a predicted model, not a curated record.